Messenger RNA from Cornus florida, 558 nucleotides. RefSeq lists its product as uncharacterized. The coding region runs from base 1 to 558 and encodes 185 amino acids. The transcript has 3 exons. The record is from RefSeq and is a predicted model, not a curated record. NCBI's taxonomy places the organism in Eukaryota, Viridiplantae, Streptophyta, Magnoliopsida, Cornales, Cornaceae.
AUGAGAAUUAGUGUUCCAGCUGUUCAUAGAAGAGAAGCUGCUCCUAAAGCAAAGGAAGUUGUUGAAGAAACUAAAACAAAGUCUGAAGAUGAUCUUGAAGAAGAUGAGGUAGCCUACCUUGCUAAGAGAUUCAGGAAGUUCAGGUUUGGUAGAAAAACACUUAUCUCAGAUUGCGAUGCAGCUCCUGAAGAGGAUAAAUUCGAGGAGACAAAAGAAGAAAAAGUUCUCUUUAUGGAAAUUCUUGAAGCACCACAAACUUUAGUUCAAGUUAAAGAAGAUAAUGGCACUGAGAUUAAGGAAAUUCGUCAAGAAUGUGAAAGGCUUAUUGUGACAGCCCAAUUUGAUGGUGGAAAUGUUAUCUUUAGAGAUAAUCAAAGAGCUAAGAUUAUUAGAAUUGGUACUGCGAGUAAGUCUAAAGAAUUGCCAGAAAUUCAAGAAGUUCAAUUGGUUGAAGGACUCAAACAUAACCUCCUCAGCGUUAGUCAAUUGUGUGACAGUGGGAAGGAAGUCUGUUUCAAUAAAGAAAGAUGCAAUGUGAUUGAUCUUGAAUCAAAAUAA